Molecule: messenger RNA, 1209 nt
Organism: Ectocarpus sp. CCAP 1310/34
Lineage: Eukaryota; Phaeophyceae; Ectocarpales; Ectocarpaceae
Source: the annotation of a GenBank genome assembly
AUGCUCGCCUACAACAUUUUCGAGCUCGUCGCCGACACUUCAUCCAGUCAAGGCUCGACGGAGGGCGACAAUGGAGUUGAGGCCACGGGGACUGGCGUCAGAAGCGGCGCGGGGGGCGGGGAGGAAGGCGAACAAACCUCUGACGGAGAAGAUGGGGAUGUUGGGGGCGGAGAGGACGGAGACUUCGGAGACGGAGAGGGAGACAUGGAUGAAGAGGGUGCGGGUGAUGAGGGAGGAAACGGCGAAGAUUACGACACCACCCCGCGGACCGGAAAUGUAAAGGGGAAGCGGAAGGGGAAGCAGAACGGGAAGGAGAAGGCCAAAGGACAGGAGAAAGACAUCGAAGGCACGGUGGUGAAGACCAGGCAAGCGAGUCGGCGCAAGUCCACCGGUCACGGAGGGCUGCUGUUGACGCCGGCGACUGUUGAAGACGUGGAGGAGUGCAUCCUGCUCGAUAUGGAUCGCGAUGAGCAGGCUGCCAUCGACCUCCGCAGACGGGCCAAGUUGGUCUUGCUCAACGUCGGCGCAUUCCAGGGGUGUAAGGCCGACGACGACAGGCUCGCAGACCUCAUCUACAAUGUCCGGCACAGCAUGAUAUGCCCGCGGGGAACCAUGGCNAUCUGUGGUGGCGUCGCUCUCGGUGCUUUCUUCACCGUGAACGUGGGUGUCGAUCUGACCCUUGUCUUUUGUGUACCGUCUCUCCUUUCUCCCGCGCCUUACACCAACAUUCUCCACCGCAUUCCAAGGGCGCAAAACUUCGUCGUGCACGAGGAGUACAGCCUGCUCGAUAUGGAUCGCGAUGAGCAGGCUGCCAUCGACCUCCGCAGACGGGCCAAGUUGGUCUUGCUCAACGUCGGCGCAUUCCAGGGGUGUAAGGCCGACGACGACAGGCUCGCAGACCUCAUCUACAAUGUCCGGCACAGCAUGAUAUGCCCGCGGGGAACCAUGGCUUUCCUGGUCCCCCAUCCGUGGUUCGAGAAUGGACACCACCUGCAAGCCGCACUCACAGCUAAGGGCAUGCGCGUGGUUAUCGAGGAGAACAUGCUGACUCUGGUGUACUCCUCUACUGGAGCAGGACGCCCUGCGUCCGCCGCCAACGGUCAUCUGAAGUUUAGCCAGGACGCGGUCAUGCUCGUACAUCUGACCUCUUUUUCAUCCAGCAACUCGCCGACGGAUGGUUUCACUGUGAACGAGAAAGUNCAAGUCUAG